AGUCAGUUGGAAAACAAGAGUCCUUGUAGCUUGGAGAGCCAGCCGACCGUUUGACUUCUCACGGAAUUCAACUUCAAGAAAAGAAAAUUCAGGGUUUUUUUUUUCUUUAGCAAAAGGAGGCCGGGUACCUUUCACCAGUUUCCUCAGUUAAAACAUUCUCCUCAGUUAUAGUUUGAAUUACCGCCUAAACACCUGCUUAGUGUCAGAGUUUAGCCGAGAUCAGCUAAAUUGUGGCUGCCUAGGCGCUGUAUGUGCGGUAACAACAUGUCAGCGCCUUUACCUGCCAUCGUGCCUGCUGCCCGGAAAGCCACUGCGGCGGUCAUUUUUCUGCAUGGCCUUGGUGAUACUGGGCACGGAUGGGCAGAGGCAUUUGAAGGCAUUAGAAUACCUCAUGUGAAAUACAUCUGUCCACAUGCUCCUACAAUGCCUGUUUCUCUCAACAUGAGGAUGUCCAUGCCUUCAUGGUUUGAUAUCUACGGGCUGAGUCCAGAGGCCGAUGAAGACGAGGCUGGUAUCAAGAGAGCGUCUGAAAAUGUUAAAGCUAUGAUAGAUCAAGAAGUGAGGAAUGGGAUACCUUCACACAGAAUUCUCCUGGGUGGAUUUUCGCAGGGUGGAGCGUUGUCUCUGUACACGGCUCUGACAUCUCAGCAGAAGCUUGCCGGUGUGGUCGCGCUGAGCUGUUGGCUUCCCCUCCGUAAAUCCUUCCCUGAGGCGGCUGCCAACAGUGCUAACAAGGACAUGCAUGUCCUCCAGUGCCACGGGGAUUCCGAUCCCCUCGUCCCGUUUAUAUUCGGCACCCAGACGGCGGAGAAGAUCAAAAGCCUCAUCAACUCGGCCAACGUCACCUUUAAAUCGUACCACGGUCUACCUCACAGUGCCUGUCCAGAGGAAAUGAUCGACGUCAAGCGUUUCAUAGAGAAACAGCUUCCUGCCAUCAGCGACGAGCCCACAGAUACCUGGGGUUUCCUGUUACCCUGAAGAAAGGCCUGACUGACACAAUGCUGCAUCUCCUCUAGAGCCACAAGCUCCACUCAGUGUUACUGUAGAGGAACAUUAGGUGCUUGAUUGCAAAGCAUGUUGCCACUGAGACGAGCCAUUUUUGCAGGAACUGUAUGUGUUAUAAUAACUAGGGCUGAACUUUGAAGUUUAAUACUGACACUCUCACAAUAAAUGGGCUGCUGUAAAAAAAAAAAAAAAAAGCUUUUGAAAUUCAAGUAUUUAUGAGCGAUGUAUCCCUUUGGCUACAUGAGUUGCUUUAGCAAAAUUGCCAUUUUGUAGAGAUGUAGUGAUCAGGCAUUUUCUGGAUGGUACAGAUUUUCCUUGAUGUGCUGAUUCCAUUUUCAUUUCUUUUCUGUUCUCAAGACUGCGACAAAUAAUUGAAAAGUAUUUUGCAUUUCCCUUGACAGAGGGAGUAUUUUUGAAUCCUACUGAAAGUAAACCCGGAUUGGGUUCCAGCACCUCCGGAUAGGUAUCAAAGACAGAACUCGCAUUUUCCUACUGUUUUUCUCUUUACUCAAGAUAAAAAAAAGAAAAGAAAUGUACAUUAUUUUGCUUUCAGAUCAUCCCAUUUACUUUUGAUUUGUCGCACUAUUUUAUUGCUAUUUUUGGAGUUGAUGACUACAAAUCGACAGGUAAAUGUGCACGCAUUACAGAAUAAAAAAAGGGCCAUUUCAGUACUA
Molecule: messenger RNA, 1679 nt
Organism: Poeciliopsis prolifica (blackstripe livebearer)
Lineage: Eukaryota; Metazoa; Chordata; Actinopteri; Cyprinodontiformes; Poeciliidae
Product: acyl-protein thioesterase 1-like
Exons: 10
Coding region: 250-978 (242 amino acids)
Biological process (GO): protein depalmitoylation
Cellular component (GO): cytoplasm
Molecular function (GO): carboxylic ester hydrolase activity; palmitoyl-(protein) hydrolase activity
Source: RefSeq, a predicted model, not a curated record